Molecule: messenger RNA, 19992 nt
Organism: Paramisgurnus dabryanus
Lineage: Eukaryota; Metazoa; Chordata; Actinopteri; Cypriniformes; Cobitidae
Source: RefSeq, a predicted model, not a curated record
AUGACGAUGAUUAAAGAGGAGGAAGAGAAAGAAAGAGACCUACAGCCCAAUUCAGCAAAGCACAUGAAAAAUGAAAGGACCUCGAUGUUUUUAGUGCUCUUUGCCGUUAUCAUUGCCAACUCUUAUGCAUUGAUCCCAGCUCAUAAUGAACAGGUCUGUAGCACAUGGGGUAACUUUCACUUCAAAACUUUCGAUGGAGACUUUUUCCAGCUGCCAUCCACUUGUAAUUAUAUCCUGACGGCAAUGUGUGGAAGCACCUACGAGGACUUUAACAUUCAGAUACGCCGACAUGUGGUACAACAUCAACCAACCAUCACUAGCAUUACCAUGAUGCUUGACGGCACCGUGGUGGAUUUCACUAACAGCUCCAUUAGUGUAGAUGGACAGCUGGUCACUUUACCCUUCAGUCAGUCAGGAGUACUGAUCGAUAAAAGUUUCACCUACAUCAAAAUCACAGCUAAGCUCGGACUGGUGGCCAUGUGGAAUGGACACGACUCUUUUAUGGUGGAAUUGGACAAGAAAUACCAACGUAAGACCUGUGGUUUAUGUGGAGACUUUAAUGGCAUCCAGAUGUACAAUGAGUUCAUGGAUAACGGUGUUAAGAUGUCUCUAAAUGACUACGCACACUUGGCAAAAAUGGAUGGCCCAACAGAAAUCUGUACAGACAAAAUCCCUUCAACAGAUGAGCCCUGUGAAAACCCGACAUCAGUAUGUGAGCAGUUACUCUCUGGCCCGUCUUUCAUCGGCUGUACGGAUCUCGUAGCUCUCGACUCUUUUAUCGAGGCCUGUGAGUCAGAUAUGUGUCAGUGUUCAAACAGCAGUGGAUCAUUCUGUAUCUGCAGUAUCAUCUCUGAAUAUUCACGACAGUGUGUUCACGCCGGUGGAAAGCCUGACACGUGGAGGACUGAACAAUUCUGUGGUAAAUCAUGUCCAUAUCACAAUAUGGUGUACCAGGAAUGUGGGAACCCUUGUGUCAACACUUGUUCAAACCCUGACAGAGGUCUUAUUUGUGAGGAACAUUGUAUCGAUGGCUGUUUCUGCCCUGAAGGUUAUGUGUUUGAUGACAUCACUGAUAAAGGUUGUAUUGCCAAACAUCUGUGUCCCUGCGUACACAAUGGAAAAAUAUACCAACCUGGACAGACGUACAAAAGCAACUGUAAAGAAUGCACUUGUGUGAAUGAUAAGUGGAGCUGUAUGGAGAAAGAUUGCCCAGGGAUUUGUUUGGUAAAGGGCGGCUCACAUAUAACCACAUACGAUGGCCGAACGUACAGUUUUCAUGGAGACUGUACUUAUGUACUUAUGAAGCAAGCAGAGUUUGCCGUUUUGGGAGAUUUAAUGAAAUGUGGCACCACUGAGACUGAAACAUGUUUAAAGACGGUAACUCUGUUCCUGUCACAGGGAAACACAAUCUUCAGUAUUCAGUCUGAUGGAAAGCUGUUUGUUAACCGAAUAUUGACGUCGCUUCCUCUCUCCACAGCUGGUGUUAUGAUUUUCAAGCCCACCUCAUUCUUCAUCAUUGUUCAAACAUCUUUUGGGCUUCAGCUGGAGAUUCAACUUGUACCAAUAAUGCAGCUCUACAUUAAAGCUGAUGUGAGUCACAAACAGAAAACUAACGGUUUAUGUGGUAAUUAUAACAGCGUUCAGUCGGAUGACUUCAUCACAGUUAGCGGCUCUCUGGAGGGCACAGGUGCAGGUUUCGCCAACGGCUGGAAAAUACGAGCAAACUGUCCUGAUGUUCAGAGCAACUUUGAGGAUCCUUGCAGACUCAGUUUGGGAAAUGAGAGAUACGCUCAGAAAUGGUGUUCUUUGCUGUCGGACACAAAUGGGGUUUUUGCUCCAUGCCACAAAGAGAUCAGCCCUGAUGUCUAUCAAAAGACCUGCAUUUAUGAUGCCUGCAAUUGUGAGAAUAGUGAGGACUGCAUGUGUGCUGCUCUCUCUUCAUAUGUGCAUGCAUGUGCUGCUAAAGGGAUUUUUCUACAUGACUGGAGAAAUGCUGCAUGUGGGACGUUUUCAGCCAGCUGCCCCAGCACUAUGAUUUAUUCAUUCGGAGUUCAAAACAACAGUCGCUCCUGCCAUUGCCAUAGCGAGCCAGACUUCACGUGUGCCGCUGAAUUUGAUCCAGUAGACGGUUGUGUCUGUCCUGAGGGAACGUUUCUGAAUGAAGAAGGAAAGUGUGUUCCUCCAAACAACUGUUCCUGUUAUAAUAAAGGCACCGUGAUUCCUCCGGGUGAAGUUAUCAUCAAAGAUGGCAGCAAGUGCACUUGCAAGGGGGGAAAACUCAGUUGUGUUGGGCAGAGAAUGAAACAGCUAUCUUGCCCAAAUCCAAUGAGGUAUUUUAACUGCACAAGUGCUGCUCCUGGAUCUACAGGCUUGGAGUGCCAGAAAAGUUGCAACACUGUUGAGAUGACAUGUAUUAGCACAGAGUGCAUUUCUGGCUGCAUGUGUCCACCUGGACUGCUGUCAGAUGGGAGUGGUGGUUGCAUUAGUGAAGAUCUUUGUCCAUGUGUUCACAAUGGCAAUGCACACCAACCUGGAGAAACAAUCAACGUGGAGUGCAAUACAUGCACUUGUAAGGGCAGAAAAUGGAAGUGUUCCAAAAACCAGUGCUAUGGGACGUGCAAAAUAUAUGGCGAUGGUCACUACAUUACAUUUGAUGGAAAAAGAUACACUUUUGAUGGAAAUUGUGAAUACACAUUAAUAAGAGAUUUUUGCGGUCCUACAAAUGCCACCGGAACCUUCAGGGUUCUCACAGAGAACGUACCGUGUGGAACAACCGGCACCACCUGCUCAAAAGCUGUCAAGAUCUUCCUCGGGAACAAGGAGCUCAAACUGACGGAUGGAGGUUUUGAGGUUCUUCAGAGAGAGUCGGGUGAGGAUAUUCCCUAUCGUAUUCGAGUAAUGGGAAUGUACCUGGUCAUUGAAGCAAAUAAUGGUCUUGUUGUUAUGUGGGACCAGAAGACAAGUAUGUUCAUCAAACUCAGUCCAAACUUUAAGGGUGCCGUUUGUGGUCUUUGUGGAAAUUAUGAUGGCAAUGCAAACAACGACUUCAUGUUGAGAAAUCAGGAGGUGGUAAUCAAACCGUUGGAAUUUGGAAAUAGUUGGAAAAAAUCCUCCAGCUGUCCGGAUGCUGUUGAAAUCAAAGAUCCCUGCUCGGAUAACCCUAACAGGCAAUCAUGGGCUCAGAUACAAUGUAGCAUCAUCAAAAGUGACAUUUUUAUUGCGUGUCACUCUCAAGUGGAUCCGUCUCCUUUCUACGAUGCUUGUGUGCGAGACUCAUGUGCUUGUGAUAACGGUGGAGAUUGUGAAUGUUACUGUACGACUGUAGCAGCUUAUGCGCAAGCCUGUAAUGAAGCCGGAGCCUGUGUUGACUGGAGAACUCCAAAAAUAUGCCCAUUGUUCUGUGAUUUUUACAACCCUCCUGAGGAAUGCGAGUGGCACUAUAAACCUUGUGGAGCUCCUUGUAUGCAGACCUGCAGAAACCCAUCAGGAAAUUGCUCAAGUCAAAUACCAGCACUUGAAGGUUGUUACCCGAAAUGUCCCCCUGGACAGUCUUUCUUUGAUGAAGACACAAUGAAAUGUGUAAAAGAGGAGCAGUGUGGCUGCUUUGAUGAGCAGGGGAAUCAUUAUCUCAACGAUGAGAGAGUUCCUUCAGAAGAAAACUGUCAAAUAUGCUAUUGCAAUGCCAUGGAAAUCAGCUGCAAAUACGAUGUCACUGCAUGCACCUGCAUAUUUAAAGGAAACAAGUAUCAGUAUGGAGAAACUAUAUAUAACACAACAGAUGGGCUCGGCCACUGCAUAACAGCUGUCUGUGAAAAAGAUGGAAUGAUUAAAAAGGAUUCAUACCCUUGUUCAGCAUCACAGCCAACAACAACCUACUCUCCAACAACGGUCUUCAACUUCUCAAGUACAGAUGUGCCAAUAACUUCAGCCAAGUACACUUCAGAAUCUGUUUUAACAAAGACAACACCAUCAUUCAGCACAACAGGAAAAGUAACAACAGAUGAAUCCAAAUGUACAGUUUGCUACUGGACACAAUGGAUGAAUGUUGAUUAUCCAAAAUUCGGACCACAGGGAGUUGGUCAGAUUGGCUGGACUUUGGUAGACCAACAGCAGGAUCUGAUGGGGAAAAACCAAGGCUUUGCUCAACAGUGUGUUGACUUUGAGAUUAGAGUGCUCUGUUGUGAUGGAAACUGUGGCAGCUUCUCAACACAUGCACCCCUUUUAGCCACCACUAGAGUGUCAUCAACAAGCAUAACCACAUCAGCAAGCACAUCCACACCAACAAUCCAGAGUUCUUCCACUAGCACAAGCAUUUCUUCUACUGUAACAUCCAUUCCAAUGACUUCAACAAGUUCUCCAACUUCCACAACACCAAAAUCAACCACUUUUAAUCCUCCCCCUGGAUGUGUUUGCAGUUGGUCAGAUUGGCUGGAUUUCGGAAGCCCAACAACAGCUUUUAACGGUGGUGCAGUAAUAACAAUUGAAAAAAUAACUGACACCUAUGCUUCUCUUUGCAAAGUACCAACACAAGUGGAAUGUCGUGCAAAACGUUUCCCUGGACUCCCUCUUUCACAGCUUGGCCAGACAGUGAAGUGUAAUGCAAGAGACGGAUUGAUUUGCUUAAAUAGAAACCAAGGCCUUGCACAGCGCUGCUUUGAUUAUGAGAUCAGAGUGCUCUGUUGUGAUGGAAACUGUAGCAGCCUCCCAACACAUGCACCACUUUCAACCACCACUAGUGUCUCAUCAACAAGCAUGACAACAUCAGCAAGCACAUCAACAGCACAGAGUCCCUUUACUAGUACAAGCAUUUCCACAACUUCUUCAACAGUAACAUCCACUGCAACUCUUUCAACAAAUUCUUCAACUUCCACAACACCAAAAUCAACCACGUUUAGUCCUCCUCCUGGAUGUGUUUGCAGUUGGUCAGAUUGGCUGGACUUCGGAGGCCCAACAACAGGUCAAAACGGUGGUGAAUUAAUUCCAAUUAAAAAAAUAACUGACACCUAUCCUUCCCUCUGCAAAGUACCAACACAAAUGGAAUGUCGUGCAAGACGUUUUCCUGGCCUCUCUCUUCUAGAGCUUGGCCAGACAGUGAAAUGUGAUGCAAAAGAUGGAUUAGUUUGCUUGAAUAAAAACCAAGGCCUCGCACAGCGCUGCUUUAAUUAUGAGAUCAGAGUGCUCUGUUGUGAUGGAAACUGUGGCAGCCUCCCAACACAUGCACCACUUCCAACCACCACUAUGGUGUCAUCAACAAGCAUGACCACAUCAGCAAGUACAUCAACGCCAACAGUCCAUAGUUUCACCACUAGCACAAACAUUUCUUCUACUUUAACAUACAUUCCAACUACUUCAACAAGUUCUUCAACUUCCACAACACCAAAAUCAACCACGUUUAGUCCUCCUCCUGGAUGUGUUUGCAGUUGGUCAGAUUGGCUGGACAUCAGUGCCCCAACAACAGGUCAUGACGGUGGUGAAUUAAUUCCAAUUGAAAAGAUAACUGACACUUAUCCCUCCCUCUGCAAAGUACCAAUUGAAGUGGAAUGUCGGGCAAAACGUUUUCCUGGACUCCCUUUAUCACAGCUUGGCCAGGUGGUGAAAUGUGAUGCAAAAGAUGGAUUAGUGUGCUUGAAUAAAAACCAAGGCCUCGCACAGCAGUGCUUUGACUAUGAGAUCAGAGUGAUUUGUUGUGAUGGAAACUGUAGCAGCCUCCCAACACAGGCGCCACUUUCAACCACGACUGGAAUGUCAUCAACAGGCAUAACCACAGAGGUUAACACAUCAACACAAACAGUGCAGAUCUUAUCUACUAGUACAAGCACUUCUACAACUCCUACAACAUAUACUAAAACUUCAUCAACAAGUUCUCCAAUUUCCACAACACCCAAAUCAACCACGUUUAGUCCUCCUCCUGGAUGUAUUUGCAGUUGGUCAGAUUGGCUCAACUUUGGAGGUCCAUCAACAGGUCCUAACGGUGGUGAAUUAAUACCAAUUCAAAAAAUAACUGACACCUAUCCAUCCCUCUGCAAAGUACCAGUACAAAUGGAAUGUCGGGCAAAACUUUUUCCUGGACUCCCUUUAUCACAGCUUGGCCAGACAGUGAAAUGUAAUACAAAAGACGGACUGAUUUGCUUAAAUAAAAACCAAGGCCUCAUACAGCGGUGCUUUGACUAUGAGAUCAGAGUGCUCUGUUGUGAUGUAAACUGUGGCAGCCUCCCAACACAUGCAACAUUUCCAAUGACCACUAGGGUGUCACCAACAAGCAUGACCACAUCAGCAAGCACAUCAACACCAACAGUCCAGAUUUCUUCCACUAGUACAAACAUUUCAACAACUUCUUCAAUGUUAACGUCCACUGCAACUCCUUCAACAAGUUCUCCAACUUCCACAAUAAAAUCAACCACGUUUAGUCCUCCUCCUGGAUGUGUUUGCAGUUGGUCAGAUUGGCUGGAUUUUGGUGGCCCAACAACAGGUCUUAAUGGUGGUGCAGUAAUACCAAUUCAAAAAAUAACUGACACCUAUCCAUCCCUCUGCAAAUUACCUGUACAAAUGGAAUGUAGGGCAAAGAUUUUCCCUGGACUCCCUUUAUCACAGCAUGGCCAGACAGUGAAAUGUAAUGCAAAAGAUGGACUGGUUUGCUUAAAUAUAAACCAAGGCCUCACACAGCGCUGCUUUCAUUAUGAGCUCAGAGUGCUCUGUUGUGAUGGAAAUUGUGGCAUCCUCCCAACACAUGCACCAUUUCUAACCACCACAAUGGUGUCUCCAACAAGCAUGACCACAUCAGCAAGCACAUUAACACCAACAGUCCAUAGUUCCACCACUAGCACAAUCAUUUCUUCUACUGUAACAUCCACUCCAACUACUUCAACAAGUUCUUCAACUUCCACAACACCAAAAUCAACCACAUUUAGUCCUCUUCCUGGAUGUGUUUGCAGUUGGUCAGAUUGGCUGGACUUCGGAGGCCCAACAACAGGUCAAAACGGUGGUGAAUCAAUUCCAAUUAAAAACAUAACUGACACUUAUCCUUCCCUCUGCAAAGUACCAACACAAAUGGAAUGUCGUGCAAGACGUUUUCCUGGCCUCCCUCUUUCAGAGCUUGGCCAGACAGUGAAAUGUGAUGCAAAAGAUGGAUUAGUUUGCUUGAAUAAAAACCAAGGCCUCACACAGCGGUGCUUUGACUAUGAGAUCAGAGUGCUCUGUUGUGAUGGAAACUGUGGCAGCCUCCCAACACAUGCACCACUUCCAAGCACUAUUAGUGUAUCAUCAACUAGCAUGUCCACAUCAGCAAGCACAUCAACACAAACAGCCCAGACUUCCUCCACUAAUACAAGCAUUUCAACAACUUUUUCAAUGGGAUCAUCCACUGCAACUCCUCCAACAAGUUUUCCAACUUCCACAACACCAAAAUCAACCACGUUUAGUCCUCCUUCUGGAUGUAUUUGCAGUUGGUCAGAUUGGCUGGACUUCGGUGCCCCAACAACAGGUCAUAACGGUGGUGAAUUAAUUCCAGUUGAAAUGAUAACUGACACCUAUCCUUCCCUCUGCAAAGUACCAAUGCAAGUGGAAUGUCGGGCAAAACGUUUUCCUGGAAUCCCUCUUUCAGAGCUUGGCCAGACAGUGAAAUGUAAUUUAAAAGAUGGAUUAGUUUGCUUAAAUAAAAACCAAGGCCUCGCACAGCGGUGCUUUGACUAUGAGAUCAGAGUGCUUUGUUGUGAUGGAAAUUGUGGCAGCCUCCCAACACAUUCACCACAUCCUUCAACCACUAGAGUGUCAUCAACAACCAUGACCACACCAGUUAGCACAUCAGCAACAACAGUGCAGAGCUCCUCUACUAGCACAAGCAUUUCUUCUACUGUAACAUCCACUGCAACUCAUUCAACAAGUUCUCCAACUUCCACAACAGAAUCAUCCACGUUUAGUCCUCCUCCUGGAUGUGUUUGCAGUUGGUCAGAUUGGCUGGACUUUGGAAGCCCAACAACAGGUUCUAAUGGUGGUGAAUUAAUUCCAAUUGAAAAAAUAACUGGCACCUAUCCGUCCAUCUGCAAAGUACCAGUACAAGUGGAAUGUCAUGCAAAACGUUUCCCUGGACUUCCUCUUUCAGAGCUUGGCCAGACAGUAAAAUGUAAUCCAAAAGAUGGAUUAAUUUGCUUGAAUAAAAACCAAGGCCUCACACAGCGGUGCUUUGACUAUGAGAUCAGAGUGCUCUGUUGUGAUGAAAACUGUAGUAGCCUCCCAACACAUGAACCACUUCAAACCACCACUAGUGUCUCAUCGACAAGCAUGACAACAUCAACAAGCACCUCAACACCAACAGUGCAGACUUCUUCCACUAGUACAAGCAUUUCCAAAACUUCUUCAACAGUAACAUCCACUGCAACUUCUUUCAGUUCUACAACUUCUCCAACAAUAAAAUCAACCACGUUUAGUCCUCCUCCUGGAUGUGUUUGCAGUUGGUCAGAUUGGCUGGACUUUGGAGGUCCAACAACAGGUCAUAACGGUGGUGAAUUAAUUCCAAUUGAAAAAAUAACUGGCACCUACCCUUCCAUCUGCAAAGUACCUAUAAAAAUGGAAUGUAGGGCAAAGCUUUUUCCUGGAGUCCCUUUAUCACAGCUUGGCCAGACAGUGAAAUGUAAUGCAAAAGACGGAUUGAUUUGCUUAAAUAGAAACCAAGGCCUCACACAACGGUGCUUUGACUACGAGAUCAGAGUGCUCUGUUGUGAUGGAAACUGUAGUAGCCUCCCAACACAUGCACCACUUCAAACCACCACUAGUGUCUCAUCAACAAGCAUGACAACAUUAGCAAGCACGUCAACACCACCAGUCCAGACUUCUUCCACUAGUACAAGCAUUUCCACAACUUCUUCAACAGUGCCAUCCACUGCAACUUCUUUCAGUUCUUCAACUUCCCCAACACCAAAAUCAACAACGUUUAGUCCUCCACUUGGAUGUGUUUGCAGUUGGUCAGAUUGGUUGGACUUUGGAGGCCCAACAACAGGCCAUAACGGUGGUGAAUUAAUUCCAAUUCAAAAAAUAACUGGCACCUACCCUUCCAUCUGCAAAGUACCUAUACAAAUGGAAUGUAGGGCAAAGCUUUUUCCUGGACUCCCUUUAUCACAGCUUGGCCAGACAGUAAAAUGUAAUGCAAAAGACGGAUUGAUUUGCUUAAAUAGAAACCAAGGCCUCACACAGCGGUGCUUUGACUAUGAGAUCAGAGUGCUCUGUUGUGAUGGAAACUGUGGCAGCCUCCCAACACAUGCACCACUUCCAAGUACCACUAGGGUGUCAUCAACAAGCAUGACAACAUCAGCAAGCACAUCAACACCAACAGCCCAGACUUCAUCCACUAAUACAAGCAUUUCAACAACUUCUUCAAUGGUAUCGUCCACUGUAACUACUUUAACAAGUACUCCAACUUCCACAACAAAAUUAACCACGUUUAGUCCUCCUCCUGGAUGUGUUUGCAGUUGGUCAGAUUGGCUGGACUUCGGUGCCCCAACAACAGGUCAUAACGGUGGUGAAUUAAUUCCAAUUGAAUUGAUAACUGACACCUAUCCUUACCUCUGCAGAGUACCAAUGCAAGUGGAAUGUCGGGCAAAACGUUUUCCUGGACUCCCUCUUUCAGAGCUUGGCCAGACAGUGAAAUGUGAUGCAGAAGACGGACUGGUUUGCUUAAAUAGAAACCAAGGCCUCACACAGCGCUGCUUUGAUUAUGAGAUCAGAGUGCUCUGUUGUGAUGGAAAUUGUGGCAUCCUCCCAACAUAUGCACCACUUCUAACCACCACUAGUGUCUCAUUAACUAGCAUGUCCACAUCAGCAAGCACAUCAACACCACAAGCUCAGACUUUUUUCACUAAUACAAGCAAUUCAACAACUUCUUCAAUGGUAUCGUCCACUGUAACUUCUUCAACAAGUACUCCAACUUCCACAACAAAAUUAACCACAUUUAGUCCUCCUCCUGGAUGUGUUUGCAGUUGGUCAGAUUGGCUGGACUUCGGUGCCCCAACAACAGGUCAUAACGGUGGUGAAUUAAUUCCAAUUGAAAUGGUAACUGGCACCUAUCCCUCCAUCUGCAAAGUACCAAUGCAAGUGGAAUGUCAGGCAAAACGUUUCCCUGGACUCCCUCUUUCAGAGCUUGGCCAGAAGGUAAAAUGUAAUCCAAAAGAUGGGUUAGUUUGCUUGAAUAAAAACCAAGGCCUCACACAGCGGUGCUUUGACUAUGAGAUCAGAGUUCUCUGUUGUGAUGGAAACUGUGGCAGCCUCCCAACACAUGCACCACUUCCAAGUACCACUAGGGUGUCAUCAACAAGCAUGACAACAUCAGCAAGCACAUCAACACCAACAGUCCAAACUUCCUCCACUAGUACAAACAUUUCAUCUUCUUCAACAGUAACAUCCACUGCAACUUUUUUCAGUUCUACAACUUCCCCAACACCAAAAUCAACCACGUUUAGUCCUCCUCCUGGAUGUGUUUGCAGUUGGUCAGAUUGGCUGGACUAUGGUGCCCCAUCAACAGGUCAUAACGGUGGUGAAUUAAUUCCAAUUAAAAAGAUAACUGACACCUAUCCUUCCCUCUGCAAAGUACCAAUGCAAGUGGAAUGUAGGGCAAAACGUUUUCCUGGAAUCCCUCUUUCAGAGCUUGGCCAGACAGUGAAAUGUAAUUCAAAAGAUGGAUUAGUUUGCUUAAAUAAAAACCAAGGCCUCGCACAGCGGUGCUUUGACUAUGAGAUCAGAGUACUUUGUUGUGAUGGAAAUUGUGGCAGCCUCCCAACACAUUCACCACUUCCUUCAACCACUAGAGUGUCAUCAACAACCAUGACCACACCAGUUAGCACAUCAGCAACAACAGUGCAGAGCUCCUCUACUAGCACAAGCAUUUCUUCUACUGUAAAAUCCACUGCAACUCAUUCAACAAGUUCUCCAACUUCCACAACAGAAUCAUCCACGUUUAGUCCUCCUCCUGGAUGUGUUUGCAGUUGGUCAGAUUGGCUGGACUUUGGAAGCCCAACAUCAGGUUCUAAUGGUGGUGAAUUCAUUCCAAUUGAAAAAAUAACUGGCACCUAUCCAUCCAUCUGCAAAGUACCAGUACAAGUGGCCUGUCAUGCAAAACGUUUCCCUGGACUUCCUCUUUCAGAGCUUGGCCAGACAGUAAAAUGUAAUCCAAAAGAUGGAUUCAUUUGCUUGAAUAAAAACCAAGGCCUCACACAGCGGUGCUUUGACUAUGAGAUCAGAGUGCUCUGUUGUGAUGGAAACUGUAGUAGCCUCCCAACACAUGCACCACUUCAAACCACCACUAGUGUCUCAUCGACAAGCAUGAAAACAUCAACAAGCACGUCAACACCAACAGUCCAGACUUCUUCCACUAGUACAAGCAUUUCCAAAACUUCUUCAACAGUAACAUCCACUGCAACUUCUUUCAGUUCUACAACUUCCCCAACACCAAAAUCAACCACGUUUAGUCCUCCUCCUGGAUGUGUUUGCAGUUGGUCAGAUUGGCUGGACUUUGGAGGCCCAACAACAGGCCAUAACGGUGGUGAAUUAAUUCCAAUUGAAAAAAUAACUGGCACCUACCCUUCCAUCUGCAAAGUACCUAUACAAAUGGAAUGUAGGGCAAAGCUUUUUCCUGGACUCCCUUUAUCACAGCUUGGCCAGACAGUAAAAUGUAAUGCAAAAGACGGAUUGAUUUGCUUAAAUAGAAACCAAGGCCUCACACAGCGGUGCUUUGACUAUGAGAUCAGAGUUCUCUGUUGUGAUGGAAACUGUGGCAGCCUCCCAACACAUGCACCACUUCCAAGUACCACUAGGGUGUCAUCAACAAGCAUGACAACAUCAGCAAGCACAUCAACACCAACAGCCCAGACUUCAUCCACUAAUACAAGCAUUUCAACAACUUCUUCAAUGGUAUCGUCCACUGUAACUACUUCAACAAGUACUCCAACUUCCACAACAAAAUUAACCACGUUUAGUCCUUCUCCUGGAUGUUUUUGCAGUUGGUCAGAUUGGCUGGACUUCGGUGCCCCAACAACAGGUCAUAACGGUGGUGAAUUAAUUCCAAUUGAAUUGAUAACUGACACCUAUCCUUAUCUCUGCAAAGUACCAAUGCAAGUGGAAUGUCAGGCAAAACGUUUUCCUGGACUCCCUCUUUCAGAGCUUGGCCAGACAGUGAAAUGUGAUGCAGAAGACGGACUGGUUUGCUUAAAUAGAAACCAAGGCCUCACACAGCGCUGCUUUGAUUAUGAGAUCAGAGUGCUCUGUUGUGAUGGAAAUUGUGGCAUCCUCCCAACACAUGCACCACUUCCAACCACCACUAUGGUGUCAUCAAGAAGCAUUACCACAUCAGCAAGCACAUCAACACCAACAGUCCAUAGUUCCACCAUUAGCACAACAAUUUCUUCUUCAGUAACAUCCACUCCAACUACUUCAACAAGUUCUUCAACUUCCACAACACCAAAAUCAACCACGUUUAGUCCUCCUCCUGGAUGUGUUUGCAGUUGGUCAGAUUGGCUGGACUUUGGUGCCCCAUCAACAGGUCAUAACGGUGGUGAAUUAAUUCCAAUUGAAAAGAUAACUGACACUUAUCUCUUCCUCUGCAAAGUACCAUUUGACGUGGAAUGUCGGGCAAAACGUUUUCCUGGACUCCCUCUUUCAGAGCUUGGCCAGAAGGUAACAUGUAAUCCAAAAGAUGGGUUAGUUUGCUUGAAUAAAAACCAAGGCCUCACACAGCGGUGCUUUGACUAUGAGAUAAGAGUUCUCUGUUGUGAUGGAAACUGUGGCAGCCUCCCAACACAAGCACCGCUUUCAAGUACCACUAGGGUGUCAUCAACAAGCAUGACAACAUCAGCAAGCACGUCAACACCAAUAGUCCAGACUUCCUCCACUAGUACAAACAUUUCAUCUUCUUCAACAGUAACAUCCACUGCAACUUUUUUCAGUUCUACAACUUCCCCAACACCAAAAUCAACCACGUUUAGUCCUCCUCCUGGAUGUGUUUGCAGUUGGUCAGAUUGGCUGGACUUUGGUGCCCCAUCAACAGGUUAUAACGGUGGUGAAUUAAUUCCAAUUAAAAAGAUAACUGACACCUAUCCUUCCCUCUGCAAAGUACCAAUGCAAGUGGAAUGUCGGGCAAGACGUUUUCCAGGACUCCCUCUUUUACAGCUUGGUCAGGUGGUGAAAUGUGAUUCAAAAGAUGGAUUAGUUUGCUUAAAUAAAAACCAAGGCCUUGCACAGCAGUGCUUUGACUAUGAGAUCAGAGUGCUUUGUUGUGAUGGAAACUGUGGCAGCCUCCCAACACAUGCACCACUUCCAACCACCACUAGGGUGUCAUCAACAAACAUGACCACAUCUGCAAGCACAUCCACACCAACUGUGCAGAGCUCCUCUACUAGUACAAGCGCUUCCACAACUCCCACAACUGCAACAUUUACUAAAACUUCAUCAACAAGUUCUCCAAUUUUCACAACACCAAAAUCAACCACGUUUAGUCCUCCUCCUGGAUGUGUUUGCAGUUGGUCAGAUUGGCUGGACUUUGGAGGCCCAACAACAGGUCCUAACGGUGGUGAAUUAAUUCCAAUUAAAAAAAUUACUGGCAACUAUCCUUCCACCUGCAAAGUACCUAUACAAAUGGAAUGUAGGGCAAAGCUUUUUCCUAUACUCCCUUUAUCACAGCUUGGCCAGACAGUGAAAUGUAACGCAAAAGAUGGAUUGAUUUGCUUAAAUAGAAACCAAGGCCUCACACAGCGGUGCUUUGACUAUGAGAUCAGAGUGCUCUGUUGUUAUGGAAACUGUGGCAGCCUCCCAACACAUGCACCACUACCAACCACCACUAGAGUGUCAUCAACUACCAGGACCACACCAGUUAGCACAUCAACACCAACAGUCCAUAGUUCCACCACUAGCACAAGCAUUUCUUCUACUGUAACAUCCACUGCAACUCCUUCAACAAGUUCUCCAACUUCCACAACAAAAUCAUCCACGUUUAGUCCUCCUCCUGGAUGUGUUUGCAGUUGGUCAAAUUGGUUGGACUUUGGAAGCCUAACAACAGGUUCUAAUGGGGGUGAAUUAAUUCCAAUUGAAAUGAUAACUGACACCUAUCCUUCCCUCUGCAAAGUACCAAUGCAAGUGGAAUGUCGGGCAAAACGUUUUCCUGGACUCCCUCUUUCAGAGCUUGGCCAGACAGUGAAAUGUAAUCCAAAAGAUGGAUUAGUGUGCUUGAAUAAAAACCAAGGCGACAUACAGCGGUGCUUUGACUAUGAGAUCAGAGUGCUCUGUUGUGAUGGAAAUUGUGUCAGCCUCCCAACACAUGAACCACUUCCUUUAACCACUAGAGUGUCAUCAACAACCAUGACCACAUCAGUUAGCACAUCAACACCAGCAGUGCAGAGCUCCUCUACUAGUUCAAGCACUUCUACAACUCCCACAACUGCAACAUCUACUAAAACUUUAUCAACAAGUUCUCCAAUUUCGACAACAAUAAAAUCAACCACGUUUAGUUCUCCUCCUGGAUGUGUUUGCAGUUGGUCAGAUUGGCUGGACUUUGGAGGCCCAACAACAGGUCCUAACGGUGGUGAAUUAAUUCCAAUUAAAAAAAUUACUGGCAACUAUCCUUCCACCUGCAAAGUACCUAUACAAAUGGAAUGUAGGGCAAAGCUUUUUCCUAUACUCCCUUUAUCACAGCUUGGCCAGACAGUGAAAUGUAACGCAAAAGAUGGAUUGAUUUGCUUAAAUAGAAACCAAGGCCUCACACAGCGGUGCUUUGACUAUGAGAUCAGAGUGCUCUGUUGUUAUGGAAACUGUGGCAGCCUCCCAACACAUGCACCACUACCAACCACCACUAGAGUGUCAUCAACUACCAGGACCACACCAGUUAGCACAUCAACACCAACAGUCCAUAGUUCCACCACUAGCACAAGCAUUUCUUCUACUGUAACAUCCACUGCAACUCCUUCAACAAGUUCUCCAACUUCCACAACAAAAUCAUCCACGUUUAGUCCUCCUCCUGGAUGUGUUUGCAGUUGGUCAAAUUGGUUGGACUUUGGAAGCCCAACAACAGGUUCUAAUGGGGGUGAAUUAAUUCCAAUUGAAAUGAUAACUGACACCUAUCCUUCCCUCUGCAAAGUACCAAUGCAAGUGGAAUGUCGGGCAAAACGUUUUCCUGGACUCCCUCUUUCAGAGCUUGGCCAGACAGUGAAAUGUAAUCCAAAAGAUGGAUUAGUGUGCUUGAAUAAAAACCAAGGCGACAUACAGCGGUGCUUUGACUAUGAGAUCAGAGUGCUCUGUUGUGAUGGAAAUUGUGUCAGCCUCCCAACACAUGAACCACUUCCUUUAACCACUAGAGUGUCAUCAACAACCAUGACCACAUCAGUUAGCACAUCAACACCAGCAGUGCAGAGCUCCUCUACUAGUUCAAGCACUUCUACAACUCCCACAACUGCAACAUCUACUAAAACUUUAUCAACAAGUUCUCCAAUUUCGACAACAAUAAAAUCAACCACGUUUAGUUCUCCUCCUGGAUGUGUUUGCAGUUGGUCAGAUUGGCUGGACUUUGGAGGCCCAACAAUAGGUCCUAAUGGUGGUGAAUUAAUACCAAUUGAAAAAAUAAUUGACACCUAUCCAUCCAUCUGCAAAGUACCUAUACAAAUGCAAUGUCGGGCAAAGCUUUUCCCUGGACUCCCUUUAUCGCAGCUUGGCCAGACAGUGAAAUGUGAUGCAAGAGAUGGAUUAGUUUGCUUAAAUAAAAACCAGGGCCUCACACAGCGGUGCUUUGACUAUGAGGUCAGAGUGCUUUGUUGUGAUGGAAACUGUGACAGCCUCCCAACACAUGCACCGCUUUCAAGCACCACUCGAGUGUCAUCAACUAGCAAGUCCACAUCCGCAGGCACAUCCACACCAACAGUCCAGGCUUCCUCCACUAGUACAAACAUUUCAUCUUCUUCAACAAUAACGUUCACUGCAACUCCAACAAAUUCUCCAACUUCCACAACAAAAUCAACAACGUUUAGUCCUCCUCCUGGAUGUGUUUGCAGUUGGUCAGAUUGGCUGGACUUUGGAGGCCCAACAACAGGUCAUAACGGUGGAGAAUUAAUUCCAAUUGAAAAAAUAACUGGCACCUAUCCAUCCAUCUGCAAAGUACCAGUACAAGUGGAAUGUCAUGCAAAACAUUUUCCAGGACUCCCUCUUUCACAGCUUGGCCAGACAGUGAAAUGUAAUGCAAAAGAUGGAUUAGUUUGCUUAAAUAGAAACCAAGGCCUCACACAGCGGUGCUUUGACUAUGAAAUCAGAGUGCUCUGUUGUGAUGGAAACUGUAGCAGCCUCCCAACACAUGCAUCACUUUCAACCACCACUGGAGUGUCAUCAACAAGCAUGACCACAUCUGCAAGCACAUCCACACUAACAGUGCAGAACUCCUCUACUAGUACAAGCGCUUCCACAACUCCCACAACUGCAACAUAUACUAAAACUUCCUCAACAAGUUCUCCAAUUUCCACAACACCAAAAACAACCACAUUUAGUCCUCCUCCUGGAUGUGUUUGCGGUUGGUCAGAUUGGCUGGACUUUGGAGGCCCAACAACAGGUUAUAACGGUGGUGAAUCAAUUCCAAUUGAAAAAAUAACUGCCACCUAUCCUUCCCUCUGCAACGUACCAGUACAAGUGGAAUGUCAUGCAAAACAUUUUCCAGGACUUCCUCUUUCACAGCUUGGCCAGGCAGUGAAAUGUAAUCCAAAAGAUGGAUUAGUUUGCUUAAAUAAAAACCAAGGCCUCACACAGCGGUGCUUUGAUUAUGAGAUCAGAGUUCUCUGUUGUAUUGGAAAAUGUGACAGCCUUCCAACCUACGCACCACUUCCAGCCACUAGUUCAAGCUUUUCUACAACCAUGCUGUCCACUACAACUCCUUUAACAAGUUCUCCAACUUCCACACCACCAAAAUCAACCACAUUUAGUCCUCCUCCUGGAUGCGUUUGCGGUUGGUCAGAUUGGCUGGACUUUGGAGGCCCAACAACAGGUAAUAACGGUGGUGAAUCAAUUCCAAUUGAAAAGAUAACUGACACUUAUCCUUCCAUCUGCAAAGUACCAAUGCAAGUGGAAUGUCGUGCAAAACAAUUCCCUGGACUCCCUCUUUCACAGCUUGGCCAGGUGGUGAAAUGUGAUGCAAAAGAUGGAUUAGUUUGCUUGAAUAAAAACCAAGGCCUCACACAGCGAUGCUUUAACUAUGAGAUCAAAGUGCUCUGUUGUGAUGGAAACUGUAGCAGCCUCCCAACACAUUCACCACUUCCAAGCACCACAAGGGUGUCAUCAACAAGCAUGACCACAUCAGCAAGCACAUCCACACAAACAGUACAGAGUUCCUCCACUAGUACAAACAUUUCAUUAUCUUCUUCAACAGUAACGUCCAUUGCAACUCCAUCAAGUUCUCCAACUUCCACAACAACAAAAUCAACCAUGUUUAGUCCUCCUCCUGGAUGUGUUUGCAGUUGGUCAGAAUGGCUGGACUUUGGAGGUCCAACAACAGGUCAUAACGGUGGUGAAUUAAUUCCAAUUGAAAAAAUAACUGGCACCUAUCCUUCCCUCUGCAAAGUACCAGUACAAGUGGAAUGUCAUGCAAAAAAAUUUCCAGGACUCCCUCUUUCACAGCUUGGCCAGACAGUGAAAUGUGAUGCAAAAGAUGGAUUAGUUUGCUUAAAUAAAAACCAAGGCCUCACACAGCGGUGCUUUGACUAUGAAAUCAGAGUGCUCUGUUGUGAUGGAAACUGUGACAGCCUCCCAACACAUGCACCACUUCCAACCACCACUGGAGUAUCAUCUGCAAGCACAUCCACACGAACAGUGCAGAACUCCUCUACUAGUACAAGCGCUUCCAUAACUCCCACAACUGCAACAUAUACUAAAACUUCCUCAACAAGUUCUCCAAUUUCCACAACACCAAAAACAACCACAUUUAUUCCUCCUCCUGGAUGCAUUUGCGGUUGGUCAGAUUGGCUGGACUUUGGAGGCCCAACAACAGGUUAUAACGGUGGUGAAUCAAUUCCAAUUGAAAAAAUAACUGCCACCUAUCCUUCCCUCUGCAACGUACCAGUACAAGUGGAAUGUCAUGCAAAACAUUUUCCAGGACUUCCUCUUUCACAGCUUGGCCAGGCAGUGAAAUGUAAUCCAAAAGAUGGAUUAGUUUGCUUAAAUAAAAACCAAGGCCUCACACAGCGGUGCUUUGAUUAUGAGAUCAGAGUUCUCUGUUGUAUUGGAAAAUGUGACAGCCUUCCAACCUACGCACCACUUCCAGCCACUAGUUCAAGCUUUUCUACAACCAUGCUGUCCACUACAACUCCUUUAACAAGUUCUCCAACUUCCACACCACCAAAAUCAACCACAUUUAGUCCUCCUCCUGGAUGCGUUUGCGGUUGGUCAGAUUGGCUGGACUUUGGAGGCCCAACAACAGGUAAUAACGGUGGUGAAUCAAUUCCAAUUGAAAAGAUAACUGACACUUAUCCUUCCAUCUGCAAAGUACCAAUGCAAGUGGAAUGUCGUGCAAAACAAUUCCCAGGACUCCCUCUUUCACAGCUUGGCCAGGUGGUGAAAUGUGAUGCAAAAGAUGGAUUAGUUUGCUUGAAUAAAAACCAAGGCCUCACACAGCGAUGCUUUAACUAUGAGAUCAAAGUGCUCUGUUGUGAUGGAAACUGUAGCAGCCUCCCAACACAUUCACCACUUCCAAGCACCACAAGGGUGUCAUCAACAAGCAUGACCACAUCAGCAAGCACAUCCACACAAACAGUACAGAGUUCCUCCACUAGUACAAACAUUUCAUUAUCUUCUUCAACAGUAACGUCCAUUGCAACUCCAUCAAGUUCUCCAACUUCCACAACAACAAAAUCAACCAUGUUUAGUCCUCCUCCUGGAUGUGUUUGCAGUUGGUCAGAAUGGCUGGACUUUGGAGGUCCAUCAACAGGUCAUAACGGUGGUGAAUUAAUUCCAAUUGAAAAAAUAACUGGCACCUAUCCUUCCCUCUGCAAAGUACCAGUACAAGUGGAAUGUCAUGCAAAAAAAUUUCCAGGACUCCCUCUUUCACAGCUUGGCCAGACAGUGAAAUGUGAUGCAAAAGAUGGAUUAGUUUGCUUAAAUAAAAACCAAGGCCUCACACAGCGGUGCUUUGACUAUGAAAUCAGAGUGCUCUGUUGUGAUGGAAACUGUGACAGCCUCCCAACACAUGCACCACUUCCAACCACCACUGGAGUAUCAUCUGCAAGCACAUCCACACGAACAGUGCAGAACUCCUCUACUAGUACAAGCGCUUCCAUAACUCCCACAACUGCAACAUAUACUAAAACUUCCUCAACAAGUUCUCCAAUUUCCACAACACCAAAAUCAACCACGUUUAGUCCUCCUCCUGGAUGUGUUUGCAGUUGGUCAGAUUGGCUGGACUUUGGGGGUCCAACAACAGGUUCUAAUGGUGGGGAAUUAAUUCCAAUUGAAAAAAUAACUGCCACCUAUCCUUCCCUCUGCAAAGUACCAGUGCAAGUGGAAUGUCGUGCAAAACAUUUUCCAGGACUUCCUCUUUCACAGCUUGGCCAGACAGUGAAAUGUAAUCCAAAAGAUGGAUUCAUUUGCUUGAAUAAAAACCAAGGCCUCACACAGCGGUGCUUUGAUUAUGAGAUCAGAGUGCUCUGUUGUGAUGGAAACUGUGGCAGCCUCCCAACACAUGCACCACUUCCAACCACCACUAGGGUGUCAUCAACAAGAACGUCCACAUCAGCAAGUACAUCAACACCAACAAUCCAGACUUUCUCCACUAGUACAAACAUUUCUACAACUGUAACGUCCACUGCAACUCUUUCAACAAGUUCUCCAACUUCCACAACAUUAAAAACAACCACGUUAAGUCCUCCUCCUGGAUGUGCUUGCAGUUGGUCAGAUUGGCUGGACUUCGGUGUCCCAACAACAGGUCCUAACGGUGGUGGUCAGAUUGGCUGGACUUCGGAGGCCCAACAACAGGUCAAAACGGUGGUGAAUUAA